AUGGAUCCGUGCCCCUUCGUGCGGAUUCUCGUCGGAAACCUCGCAGUAAAAUCCCCGGCGUCAUCAAGACCAGCUUCUUUCUCGGGCAAAGUGCACCCUUCCACUUCUCCCUUAUUCUGCAAGAUCCAACUCAAGGGAGUGGAUUCGGAUUCCCUUUCAUGCACCAACGUUGCCAGUGUCCCUCUGAUAUCAGACUCGGACCCACACCCUCGCUCCCUCGCAGCAACCUUUGAUUUCUCCAAACCCAAAAUCAUUAAAGCCUCCAAGAAAGCUCUCGUAAGGAUAACAGUUUACAAAGGCCCGGCCACUCCCUCCUGCAUCUUCACCUCGCCCAAAUUGAUAGGCAAAAUCUCCAUUCCCGUCGAUCUCACCCUGGCUGAAUCACGCCCCUGCACCUUCCACAACGGUUGGCUCCCCCUUUCCAAAAACAACAACCAGGCCCAGACCCAGUUUCUUCAUCUAACCGUCCGGGCCGAGCCUGACCCGCGCUUCGUCUUCCGCUUCGACGGGGAACCGGAGUGUAGCCCCCAGGUUUUCCAAAUCAAAGGCGACGUAAAGCAACCGGUUUUCACUUGCAAGUUCAGCUUCAGGGACAAGAACCCAGCUCACUUCCCUUCACCCAACGCCAACCAUUCCGCCGAGCGUAAAGGAUGGUCCAUCACUGUUCACGACUUGUCCGGCUCGCCGGUCGCCGCCGCCUCCAUGGCCACGCCCUUUGUCCCUUCCCCUGGUUCACAGCGGGUCAGCCGCUCCAACCCCGGGGCCUGGCUCAUAAUCCGCCCCGACGGAGACGGCACGUGGAAGCCAUGGGGCCGCCUCGAGGCCUGGCGCGAGCCCAACAACUCCAACGCCGUCGGGUACCGCUUUGAAAUCCUCCCUGCCACCGCUGUCCCCGUCACCCUCGCCGGUUCCAGCAUCAGCUCUCAACACGGUGGGAAAUUCACCAUCGACGCUACAUCCAGCGUCACUCCGGUGAACACCCCGCGCGGCAGCUGGGAUCUGGGGUCCGGUUCGGGCUCCAGUUCGGAUUUCGGGUUGGAACCAAAUUUGUUUUUUAACAAGGGUUUCGUGAUGUCGGCGACCGUGGACGGUGAAGGGAAGUGUAGCAGACCCGAAGUGGAAGUUGGGGUGCAGCACGUGACGUGCACGGAGGAUGCUGCGGCUUUCGUUGCUCUCGCGGCGGCCUUGGAUUUGAGUAUGGAUGCUUGCAAGUUGUUCUCUCAGAAACUCCGGAAGGAGUUGAGGCAGUAG
Molecule: messenger RNA, 1251 nt
Organism: Sphenostylis stenocarpa
Lineage: Eukaryota; Viridiplantae; Streptophyta; Magnoliopsida; Fabales; Fabaceae
Source: the annotation of a GenBank genome assembly